Camelina sativa (false flax) is the source of this 1284-nucleotide messenger RNA. RefSeq names its product protein POOR HOMOLOGOUS SYNAPSIS 1-like. The record is from RefSeq and is a predicted model, not a curated record. Lineage: Eukaryota; Viridiplantae; Streptophyta; Magnoliopsida; Brassicales; Brassicaceae.
AAAAGGUGAAAAAGAAAAAAUUCGAAACGGAGAAAAAUAAUAUCUGAAGGAAGAUGGCGGGAUCUCUAACAGCAUCAGUCCACCACCACCGUGGAAACGCGGUGGCAGCUCCAGAAUUUUCCCGAUGGCAGAUAAGCUAUGCUCGAUUUGUUCAGUUUCCGUCUUCUCCCUUUCCGUAUCCAGGUCUGAAACCCGUCGGGAAGAGAGAGCUGUAUUAUCCGCCAUACGGGACGUGGUUGUCGACGUCUUCUUCGAACGUGUCUCUCCAGUUGGUCGACGAAUUGAACAGAUCCGAUGUGAUUCUCUCCGUCCAACUCGGCGGCAAACUCCUUGAAGAACACUACAUUUCGAAGCUGAAUUUCACAUGGCCACAGAUGUCUUGUGUUUCUGGGUUUCCAUCUCGUGGUAGUCGAGCGAUUUUUGUUAGCUAUAAUGAUUCUGCAAACGAGAUCCAAAAAUUUGCUUUAAGGUUUUCUACAUGUGAUGCAGCAUUGGACUUUGUGGUAACUCUUAAGGAGAAGCUUAAGGGUUUAGAGGAAGCUGGGAACCAGAGAAAUGAAACUAUGUGCGAGGUUUCUUUCCAGUCAGGUUACAACCCUUCAAAUGGAAGAAUCCGCAGAGCCACUGAGGAAAAGCCAAGUAUGGUGAAACCUCUUAACAGUUAUGUUCCUGAAAUGCAACUACCAAGACUUGAGUAUGAAGCUCAGAACCAAAAAUUUGAAUCUAGGUCCGAAGUUUCUUUCCAAUCAGAUUACAACCCUUCAGAUGAGACUGUCUCCAGAGCCACUGGGGAAGAGCCAAAUAUGGGUAAUCUUCUUGAUAGUUAUGUUCCUGAAAUGCUACCAAGACUUGAAUACGAUACUAGACAAACCUUAUACCAACCACAGUCUGCCAUAAGUCGAAUCCCCAACCAGAGUUCCAACAAUCUCCCUCCAAGUUUCACCACCUUACUCUCUGGUUGCUUCCCCAACUCCACUCUAGAUGCAGGCCAAACAACUGUAAAGCAGGAUCCUGAUCUAAAGUCACAGAUACUGAACUACAUGGAAGAUUCUUCAUUUCAAGAUAUGCUGCAGAAAGUAGAGAGAAUUAUGGAAGAAAUUGGAGGUAACUGGAUUCUCUAAGUUUCAUCUUCAUCACAAAUAUAUAUCCAUCUUAUUUUCAUUUCUAGUCUUAUGUUCAUUGAUCGAAAACAUAUGUUGUUUAAUCAAUUGAGAUUAAAAAAGGAGCAACAUUGGUAGAAGACAUCGUUAUUCAGAUAAAGUGAUAACAAUUGCCAAGAAAUUA